AGUGAAACCAAACAAUCUACUCUUAAUAGAAUCUCUGAAUAUAGAUCUUUAAAGUACUUGAAGUGGAAGCUUCAACAAUUUAUCAUAUAUAAAUUGUCGAAGAUGUUGUUGAAAUUGAUUGUACAUUGAUAAAGUAAAACAAUAUAAUUUUUUUCGUUUUUGAGGUUACGUAUUUUAAAUAUUUUAAGAUCAACAUGACAGCUUUCGAAGGAAAUAUAUCUGUCUACAAAACAAUAUCUAUUCUUGGUCAAGGCUUUGAUGGUGCAGCUGUAGUACACUUGGCUAAACAUUUACCUUCUGGUACAAUGGUUGCCAUUAAAAGAUUUGACAUGGACAAAAUUAAAGAAGGCGCUCAUUUAGUAGAGAGAGAAAUUAUUUUAACUAAACAGCUGCACCACUUGAACCUGAUAUCAUAUCAUACUGCUUUUGUCCAUGGUCCAGAAGUAUGUGUAGUCAGCCCGCUGAUGGCAUAUGGAUCUUGUAGGGAUUUACUUACAAGGCAUUUUAAUGAAGGGUUACCAGAACAAGCCAUUAUAUUAAUCACUAGAGAUAUUUUAGAAGGUCUGGGCUACAUUCAUAGGAAAGGAUAUAUUCACAGGGCAAUAAGAGCUAGUCAUGUGUUAAUCUCAGCUUCUGGAAGAGUAUGUUUAGCUGGUUUAAGAUAUGCUUGCCCCAUAGUUAUAAAUGGAAGGUGGCAAAAAAGGAUUCACUCAUUUCCUGCCAGUACAGAAAGGAACCUAAAUUGGUUAAGUCCAGAAUUACUUGAACAAAAUCUUCAAGGGUACAAUGAGAAAUCUGAUAUCUAUAGCGUUGGUAUGGUGAUAUGUGAAUUAGCAAAUGGAACAGAACCAUUUGCUGGGAUGUCAAAGACAUUAAUGUUGACAGAAAAAGUCCGUGGCUGUGCUCCACAGUUGUUGGACUGCACUACCGUUCCAAGGGAUGAAAAUAUAGAUUGUAGUGGAGAUUAUGAUGUAAGCACAAAUGUUGUAAACAGAAGGUUUAGUGACGAUCUGCACGAGUUAGCGGGUCUGUGUUUGCACAGGGAAUGUUAUGACAGACCAACAGCAGGUCAGUUACUUACUCAUCCUAUUUUCAAAACUCUGAAGAAAGCUUUACCUUUGCUGGAGCUACUCAAGCCCGCUUUGCCUCUAAGCGAUCGAGUGGGAUACGACACAGAUGAAAUGGAGAAUUUAGAAACUCUGAGCAGACUGUCACAGUUGGAGAUCUAUUCGUGCGAAUGGGAUUUUUAAUGAGGUGGAUCUUGUACUAUGUACAUAUUUAUUAUUUUGUAAUUAUCACAAUGUAUUUACAAUUAAUUUUUUAAUU
Molecule: messenger RNA, 1326 nt
Organism: Anoplophora glabripennis (Asian longhorned beetle)
Lineage: Eukaryota; Metazoa; Arthropoda; Insecta; Coleoptera; Cerambycidae
Gene: Stlk
Product: STE20-related kinase adapter protein alpha
Exons: 7
Coding region: 195-1250 (351 amino acids)
Biological process (GO): protein phosphorylation
Molecular function (GO): protein serine/threonine kinase activator activity; protein kinase activity; ATP binding
Source: RefSeq, a predicted model, not a curated record